Saccostrea cuccullata (small rock oyster) is the source of this 844-nucleotide messenger RNA. RefSeq lists its product as uncharacterized. NCBI's taxonomy places the organism in Eukaryota, Metazoa, Mollusca, Bivalvia, Ostreida, Ostreidae. The record is from RefSeq and is a predicted model, not a curated record. The transcript is spliced from 2 exons. The annotation marks the transcript as partial.
GUCCUUUAGUCUCUUUUCUUAUACUAAACUACAUUAUUUUUUACAGUAGGUGUAUAUCUGCAUGUGGCAAUUGCAAUCACAUUUUAGGGCAUGAACAAGUUUGGCAUGGAUUCAUUGAUAUUGUCUUCUCUCCACAUCUGGGAAUUCCUGCUAUAGCAAGCACUGUGUUGGAUAGGGAAGAAAAGAUUUCCAAAAAAAGAAAAGUUGAAUGUGAACAAGAUGAAACACAGAACGAUGAUUCUUCAGGUCAGAGGUCAACAGAGGUCAAGCAGCAUUCACUGUCACAAGCAAUAGCACAAACAAUUGUGUAUUCUCUAGUUGAAAAGCAAAAACACCCAAAUUUUUUACAUCACAUGAUACCAAAUAUUGUUAUUUCCCCGGAAAAGGUGGAAAUUCUGAUGUAUGAUGCAGAUAGUGAUGUUUUACUUUGCAGCAAUCCAAUUCUAUUAUUCAAUUUAGAUCUUCCAGAAGAGAGAACCCUUAUUGAUGAGACUGUUAUUAUUCUGUGGAUGGUUUUACAUUACAGAAUAUUUUGCACUGGAUUCAAUAAGGCAAAACCUUAUGUACUUGAAAGAUGUAAAUCAAAUUUUAGACAACUUGUUGCAAGUAAGUGGGAUAUCUAUUCAAAAUCCUUGAAGAGCUUUGUUUCUGGUUUCCCUUCUGUAGAAAAAUGGCCGAUAAGUAAGUUAGUUCAGUGUGGUUUAACACUUGAAUUUGAGUCGGAUGACUUUUAAAAUGCCAAUUUUACAAAAUGAAGGCUUAUCAAUUCCAGUCAUAAAGUAAUGUUUGUAAAAAAAUUUUAAUGAUGUGUACCUGUUAUAGAAUUAAAGUUUUCUUAUAUCAA